This is a messenger RNA of Corvus hawaiiensis (hawaiian crow), 3676 nucleotides long. RefSeq names its product zona pellucida sperm-binding protein 2-like. NCBI's taxonomy places the organism in Eukaryota, Metazoa, Chordata, Aves, Passeriformes, Corvidae. The record is from RefSeq and is a predicted model, not a curated record. Bases 520 to 3264 code for a protein of 914 amino acids. The transcript has 23 exons.
UGGCUGGGUCACUGGGACAUUUCACAGAAACAAAAAUGUAUUUCCUGUGUAGACCCAAUUAAAAUACCUCUGGGGAAAUGUUUCAUGUGUUCUAAGGACCUGAAGCCAGAGCUACCCAACUGGGUAAGGAAUGAGGGUACUUCCCAGGGGUUGAUGGAAAGCACCAAGCACCCUCUGCUGUACUCAUUACAAUUAGGCUCAGCAGGAGCCUCUGACCUUGCAAAUAUCUGGCAGGAGGGUGCUGUGCCCUCCCAGAGAAAGGGAACUGCCUCCCACUGCUGGGAGCGAGCUCUGAUAACCUUGGAGGGCACUGCAGGAUUCCGCCCAGGUGUCCUUCCACAACAGAAGCCACUGGCCUCUCCUGGUCCACACACAAGGUUUGGAGAAGACAGCACAAUCUGUAAAAGGUAACCUGUACUCCUCCUCCUGGGUCUGAGCAAGUUCCAUCUGCACACCUGGGUCUGCUUUACUUCACAGGGAGGAGGACUUUGCUGCCCAUGCACAGGUCUCUGGGGACGGAUGGAGGCUGUGGGUCACUUGCUGUGCAGGAUCUGGCUGUUUUUCUUGCUGUUCUGGCUGGGACAAGGGAGGCGGAUGGCUCCCCCAGGUUUUGUAGAGAGCAGCUGCCGCUCCAGAAUUUUUUGGAUGAAACUGAAUAAACUCUUGCUCCAGGGAAAGUUCUUCCAGCUGGAAAUUUAUGAUCCUUAUUCUGGCCCUGUUCUGCUGGAUGAGAACCUAGCAUCUCGCUGUGGCUAUGUCCUGUCAGAAGACGUGUGGGGCAAUCCCGUCUUCCGCGCUUCAGUGCUCGGCUGUCACGUGGCCAACGAGGCAGAUGAGCUGUUUUCACUGACUGUGAACAUCAAGGUCUCCUCAUUUUCAAGCAUGAGGGCAGCUGUCACCUACACCUACCCUAUGUACUGCUCCUACACUUCCUGGGCUUCAAGAGAAAUUGUGUGCGAAGAAAAUUAUAUGGAGGUGUCAGUGAAGACUGAUGUCCCGGCUGUUUCAAAUGACUACACCGUAGCAUGGAUGUCAGCACUGCCAGAGACUCAAAAUGUUGCAUACCAGCAAUGGCAACUGGUGUUUGUUUCUCCAUCAGGGAGAAAGAGAAUAUCAGUAAGUGAUGCAGUAAAACUGGGCUACAGCUUCAAUAACACCCUGUCCCGAGUGUACCUGCGAGCGCCUUACCACAGCAACGAGUCUGAUGUCAGCGUGGUCAGUGGUGUAAAUAUGAACAUGGUCACUUCCACUUCCAUGUACAGGCAGCGAUGGCUGCUCUUGCUGAUUGACACAACUGUCUCCUGUCCUGUUGAUGGCAUCAGCUUCACCGAUACUAUGCUAACGUGGACUGUGCCAAGAGUUAUCCCCACACUAGUGGUUCAGGAAUCCACCUUUCUGUCUAAAAGCAUUGUAAUGGGAGUGGAUGAUCAAGUCAUAGUAAAUCCAGAGGAGAUGAACUACUCACUGGAGCACAACGAGACACAUAUCAGAAUAACCAUCCCUAUUGGAGCAGAAGGAGGCAAGCUAGAGAGCUCCAUAUCUGGUGGUGUAUAUGGAGUCAUUUACAGUAUUGACCUGUGUCUGGAGCACACGUGGACAGAUGCAGGUUGGCAGACCACGAAGUAUACGGUCAUCAAAUCCAUCACCACACCUUUCAUGCCACAAAUACCAACUGUUAUCAACAAUACUGUGCCAGAGGAACGGCUAUUUAAUGUUGCAUUUGGACACUUUCUUCCUGAUGUCUCUCUGGUGGCAAUCGCAAUAGGAAAUGUGCCAUUUACCCUGAGGGAAGCACAACACCACGGCUUCAGCAUUUAUGAAACUCCCUUUUCUAAUGGAACAAAAGAAUUUAUCCUGGAAGUCUCUUUUGAUGAUCCAUAUGUUCUAAAAGAGUAUGUGAAUAGAAAUGAAACAAAAUACACCCUCCUGGUUAACUACACCCUUAGCGUGGGUCCAGAGAUGACACUCUAUUAUCAUUCAGCAGAGGUGGAGUGUGUGAUUGCUGAUAUUGAAAUACCAGAAGCAGUUGGUGGCUGUGAUGAAGAAAACCUGUAUCUAACCCUGCCCACUUUUGGCUUGCACCAGUACUGGGACCUGUACCUUGGUAACAAGCUCCUGAACAGGCACCUUGCCCUCACCAAUGGGUAUCUUGCAGCUACCAACUCCACACACCUGACCUUGCAAAUACCUCUGUUUGCUGGGGGAGUCAUCUAUAAGGAAGUGUCCUUUCAGAAAAUCAAAGCAAGGUUUGAUGUUGCCCUAAGGAAAGUGAGAACUAUGGAGACCUUACAGAUGUUCUCUGUUAGCUGCAGUUUUAAUUCAUCAGUAUUUAUAAUUUGCCACCCAGAUGGUACCAUAAUGAUAUCUGCCCAGAUGAAGACCGUUCCUGCCAUUGACAUGAGUAAAACCAAGCUAAGGGACAGCUCCUGCAAGCCUAGAGAGUAUAAUGAAGCCCAUGCUUUCUUCAAGUUCCAUGUCACUACCUGUGGCACUUCAGUAAGGUUUGAAGGUGAUCACAUCAUUUAUGAGAAUGAAAUCUCUUAUGAGAAGGAGACUCUUCCAGGACAGAGCAUACCAACAAUCACAAGAGAUCCAGACUACAGACUAACAGUCUUGUGCUACUACCAAGCAAAAGAGACCCUAGUGCUCGGUGCCUUCUCCAGUGACCCAGCCACAUCCUCUCCCUUUGGCUCUGGGACGAUGGUUCCACAAUCAAAUACUGCAGCUUACAGAAGGGUAAGACAAGCUCUGAAUGUAGUUUCAAGAGUGUCCAAAGAUGAAUCCUUCACGGAAUUCUAUGAGCCCAGCAUAGCAAUACUCAAACAACCUGUAGAGCCUGUGUUUCUUGAGGUGGAGCUGAAAGACGAGAGCCCCAGUGUCGAGUUAUACCUGGAAAACUGCUGGGUGGCCAGAUCUCCAGACUUCAACAGCACCCCAAGAUGGAACAUCACUGCAGAUGGGUGUGAGAUUAGUGGCAGUGAGUUUGCUGCAGAGUUCUGCCCGGUACCUGUUAGCUCCAGGGUGAGACACCCUUCUCACUUUAAAAGGCUGGCAGUAAGGACCCUGGCACAGCAACUGGAACAGGUGUAUGUGCACUGUUCAGUGGCAGCAUGCUCUCCUACCAACACACAACCUGGCAGCCCCUGCAGAGGACAGUGCCGCUCAAGCAGGGAGAGGAAGGCCUUUCCAGGUCACCGUUCUGACAGUCUCCAGGGCUAUGUACUUGCUGGACCAGUACGAAUUGUUGCUCCAGAUCUAAGAUGACACACAUAAACUGAAUUUGCACCUGAAGGCUCUGCUGUGCUGGCUGCUUUCCAAACAGUGCCACUGGACACAGGAGCUACUUCUUCCAGGAACCACCAGAACUAUUUGCAUGAAGUUUAAAGACCAGAUGGUGGGACAGCACUGGAAAGUUCUAGAGUCUGCUAACAGGAUCAGUAAAUCUUGCAACCUGUUGCCUCUCUGAAGUGGCUACAAAAGAAAACUUACCAGAAAAUGACCCAAGGCUGUGAAAUAACACUUCUUAUUUCUUCCAGCUGCUGAAAUAUGGGACUUGCAGAUCACUAAAAUUAUUCCAGCCCUGAUUAUGGCUGCUUCUUGUAAUAUUUCAUAAAAUGACUGCCAAUCGUCCCAUCUGAAUGUAAAGUGCAAAUCUGAAAAGUCAAAUAAAAAUACA